AUGAGAUUGCUCAUAUUGGUAUAUUUUGUUUUAACAAGUAGCGUGUUUGGAGCGUUGUAUAGAGUAGAUUCUGCAACGGGAAAGGGAUUCGAACACACAAGUCUGAGACACGGGGAUGUAGAUCAGGAUGAUGGUGUGGAUGUGCCCGCUCCAGAGAGGAAGCUAUUCAUUUUGGGUCUGCUUGGAAAGGUUUUCAGUCCGAUUAUAUCUGGAAUUACAAAUGCCUUUUCUCCACCUAGACCUCCUCCGCCGCCUCCGGCACCAACUCCACCUCCAGCUCCGGAACAAACCAAGAAAGAUGACGAUGAUGAGGACGAAGACGAUGAUUAA
Theileria equi strain WA is the source of this 330-nucleotide messenger RNA. RefSeq names its product signal peptide-containing protein. NCBI's taxonomy places the organism in Eukaryota, Apicomplexa, Aconoidasida, Piroplasmida, Theileriidae. The coding region runs from base 1 to 330 and encodes 109 amino acids. The transcript has 2 exons. The record is from RefSeq and is a predicted model, not a curated record.